Messenger RNA from Drosophila grimshawi, 754 nucleotides. RefSeq lists its product as uncharacterized. The transcript has a single exon. The record is from RefSeq and is a predicted model, not a curated record. The coding region runs from base 54 to 686 and encodes 210 amino acids. Lineage: Eukaryota; Metazoa; Arthropoda; Insecta; Diptera; Drosophilidae.
UUAUCUAUUUGGCAGUAGCAUGAUCCAGCGCUAUUUGGUGCGCCUGUUUUAAUAUGAUUAUCGUUCGAAAUUAUAAUAUUAUUGUGCCCAUUAUGCUCAACCUGCUGGUUAUCAUAAUAUGGAUGGAUUAUUGUCACGUCUAUUAUGGCUAUGAUUUGCUCUUCUGGUUAGAGGAAAUCGGUCGCAAACCAGUUGAGUAUUUGCUGUCAGCCACAGUCCUGUUGAUGUUCCUUCAUGUUGUGACGUCGUGUGUUACGGUCACGAUUCUCUCAACGCUCAUCGGACGCAACACGAACCGUAUCAAUAAGCCUCGAGCGUACCUUGAGGAACGCUAUAGACGAUUUGUGGUUAUGCGGCUAGUGCAGCAAUUGGAAAAUGCAUUGCAAAUGCAAAAACGCUAUGCGGCACAGACUGAGCACGGCCAACCGAAGGAGCUGACAAUGCUGGAGAACUUGUACACAUCCCACAAGCAGAUCCUUCAAGCCGUCGACGAUUUUCGCCGCUCUGUGGCUGUGCUGCUGUGGCCGAAUCGUGCAGAUAUACAGAUGGAUGCGUAUAUCCUCUAUCACAUCGAUGAGAUUCAGCUGGAAGAGCUCAAAAGUCAGGGCUAUAGGUUGAAUGUGCCACACAACACAGAUAUUCGUAAUGAACACAUAAAACGUUUGCUCAAUCCACCAGGAUAUUGAAAUUUACAGCAUAUACUUUCGCUAUUCUUGUAUAUACCAUAAAUAAACAUGUUGUCCUUUUGCAAGUA